AUGCAAAACGAAAAAGAAAUCAACUUUUCAACAAACAUUCAAAAUUUUACAAUGGACACAUUUUAUACAAGACAAAAUAUAGUUCGAAAUGUAAUUCCAUGUAUGACAACUUCUAUCCCUGGAUAUAAUGAAGUUCAUUCCUCAGAUUUUAAUGGAGCAAAUUCAACGACUAUUAAAGCGAAAAAGAGAAAAUGGAACGCUGACCAAUCUUUUCAUGACAUCAAUUAUUAUUCGGGAGUUCCAACAAAGAGAGUGGUUUCAAACGAAUUACUUUAUCAACGGCGACCAGCAGAAGCUUCGCUUUCCAUACUCAAGUUAGAGUUACCUGCUUUACCUGCUUUAUGUCCUGGACAUUUGAAGGAUAUCGGAUCAAGUAAGAACCCAUCUUUGAAUGAACAGCAAUCCGAGAAGGUUUUAUCUUUGUUGGGUCCCCUCUUUACACCAACUUCAGAAUCUCAAACAAAAGAACCAUUUCGGAAAACUAUACCGAUAAAUGGCUCUUCUUAUUUGAAAGAACGUUCCAUUGAAGAAGAUUUAGCCUUACCCGAGCUAGGAUUAUCUCCAAAAAGACAUUAUAAAUCUGAUUUAAAUUUGUUCAAUUCUGAAUCGACAUGUUUGUUUAAUUCGAAACCUACAAAAACAUCUCUGAAUAAUUUGAAUCAAGUAUCUCCUAAAUUAAAUAGGGAAAGAUAUGUCGAAAUCGAUGAUCCUAUGGAGAUAACAAACUAA
Messenger RNA from Funneliformis geosporum, 729 nucleotides. The record is from the annotation of a GenBank genome assembly. NCBI's taxonomy places the organism in Eukaryota, Fungi, Glomeromycota, Glomeromycetes, Glomerales, Glomeraceae.